AGACUUUAACACAUGAAUUAAAUAUAUUAAGAAAGGAAAACUAUCCCAUGAGCCUCUCUCCUAAAAUUUGGGUUUGUUUCUUAAAUUUUAAUCCAAAAUGGGAAAAAAAUCUUCUUCAAAUUUCACUUCUUUAUCAAUUUUUAAUCCAAAAUACUACUUCAAAAAACCCCAACAACUUGUUCUUGUCAUUUUUGGAUUUAUCUCUCUAGUUUUGCUUGUUUCUGACCGUCAAAAUCUUACCAGAGACCACCAAGAAGAGGUUUUGAGAUUGAAUGAAGAAUUGGCACAGCUAAAAUUGCAGCUUGAAGAUUUUAAUGUAAAGGUUCAAUGGUCAGCAGGUCUGGACAGUGCAGACAUUAGCAAAGAUGAUGAUGAUGAUCCUGUUAGUGUUGAAAGAAGAGAGAAAGUCAAGGAAGCGAUGCUUCAUGCUUGGACUUCUUAUGAGAAGUAUGCUUGGGGCCAUGAUGAACUUCAGCCACAAACAAAGAAUGGAGUUGAUAGCUUUGGUGGUCUUGGAGCAACUCUAGUGGAUUCUCUUGAUACAUUAUUUAUAAUGGGUCUUCAUGAGCAGUUUCAAAGAGCCAAAGAGUGGGUUGCGAACUCAUUGGAUUUCAACAAGGAUUAUGAGGCUAGUGUCUUUGAGACAACCAUAAGGGUUGUUGGAGGGCUUCUCAGUGCUUAUGAUCUUUCUGGCGACAAAAUUUUUCUUGAAAAGGCUAAAGAUAUUGCAGAUAGAUUGCUGCCUGCAUGGAAUUCUCCUUCAGGAAUUCCCUAUAACAGAAUUAAUUUAGCGCGUGGGAGUGCACACAACUUUGGGUGGACUGGGGGAAACAGUAUCCUGGCAGAUUCUGGAACAGAGCAGCUUGAAUUCAUUGCUUUAUCUCAAAGAACAGAAGACCCAAAAUAUCAGGAGAAGGUAGAGAAAGUCGUAAAAGAGCUUCAGAAAACCUUUCCAGCUGAUGGUUUACUUCCCAUAUAUAUUAGUCCUCGCUCUGGAACAGCUGCUUACUCAACAAUAACAUUUGGUGCCAUGGGGGAUAGCUUUUAUGAGUAUUUACUCAAGGUGUGGAUACAAGGGAACAAAACAGAAGCUGUGAAGCACUACAGAGAGAUGUGGGAGACAUCGAUGAAAGGUCUCCAAAGCUUGGUUCGGAAAACAACCCCAUCAUCCUUCACAUACAUUUGCGAGAAGAAUGGAAAUUUUUUAUCUGACAAGAUGGAUGAAUUGGCAUGCUUUGCUCCUGGCAUGUUGGCUUUAGGAUCUAAAGGUUAUGGCUCUGGUGAAGCCGAAAAGGUUUUAUCACUUGCAGAAGAGCUUGCAUGGACUUGUUAUAAUUUCUACCAGUUGACACCUACAAAACUGGCUGGAGAGAACUAUUACUUUCACCCUGGACAGGACAUGAAUGUCGGCACUUCAUGGAACAUUUUGAGGCCUGAGACAGUUGAGUCACUCUUUUACCUGUGGCGUAUCACUGGAAACAAGACAUACCAAGAAUGGGGUUGGAAUAUUUUUCAAGCAUUCGAAAAGAACUCCCGCAUAGAGACUGGAUAUGUUGGUCUUAAGGAUGUGAACUCAGGUAUCAAAGACAACAAGAUGCAGACUUUCUUCCUUGCCGAGACGCUCAAGUAUCUGUACCUCCUAUUCUCACCUACGUCUGUCAUCUCUCUGGAUGAAUGGGUAUUCAACACAGAAGCACACCCUCUGAGAAUUGUGACUCGUGGUGAUCUUCAUCAAGAGAAUUUCCAAGUUGACAGACAACAAAAGUUACCACUUCAUUUUCGUGGUAGAAAGGAGGGUCGACUAGGAUACAAUUAGCUGCCAUCCUCCUCACAUUUUCAGUCAGCUCACUUGCCUCCUGUCCUCACAUACAUCAACCAUAAAAAAGGUGACGGUGCAGAACUUUUAUAUUAUUCAAGAUUCACAGCAGCAUUAGUCCUUGAACCUGGAUAAAGAGUGACACCGUCAAUCAUGUCCAUCAAUUAAGCAAUCAAGGUGGUGCUGGUCAACAUUCUGCCCCAGAAUUUAUAUCCUCAUCUUGUUUCCAGCUUGGAUGGCUGUGUAAAACAGAUAGCACAUUGUCACUAGAAAUUAUCAUAUAAGACAUGAUCGAGGGGCAAAUGAGCUGUUGUACACAUACAAUAUGGGCUCACAGGUCAUAAAGAAUUGUUAUAGAUUAUUGAAAAUAAAAUAAAGGGGACCAAGAUAUAUUCAUGCAGAA
Messenger RNA from Populus nigra (black poplar), 2219 nucleotides. RefSeq names its product mannosyl-oligosaccharide 1,2-alpha-mannosidase MNS1-like. NCBI's taxonomy places the organism in Eukaryota, Viridiplantae, Streptophyta, Magnoliopsida, Malpighiales, Salicaceae. The record is from RefSeq and is a predicted model, not a curated record. The transcript is spliced from 12 exons. Gene Ontology annotation, molecular function: mannosyl-oligosaccharide 1,2-alpha-mannosidase activity; calcium ion binding. Bases 98 to 1816 code for a protein of 572 amino acids. Gene Ontology annotation, cellular component: Golgi membrane; endoplasmic reticulum. Gene Ontology annotation, biological process: N-glycan processing; carbohydrate metabolic process.